Messenger RNA from Tarenaya hassleriana, 1177 nucleotides. RefSeq lists its product as uncharacterized. The coding region runs from base 112 to 903 and encodes 263 amino acids. NCBI's taxonomy places the organism in Eukaryota, Viridiplantae, Streptophyta, Magnoliopsida, Brassicales, Cleomaceae. The record is from RefSeq and is a predicted model, not a curated record. The transcript is spliced from 6 exons.
AAGGCAAAAUAUAAGAGUGUUUUCUGUGACCGACGGAGAGGAAUAAGGUAUUCUCAUUCUCGCCUUUAUUUUAGGUUCCCAAAUCGAUUGUCUAGGGUUUCUUCUUCGACCAUGGAUCCGAAAUCGCCGAGCGAGAGCAAGACGAUGACUGAAGAAGCUCCGAACGAGCAGGAGACGAAAACGGGGUCAAUGGGGAUCGCUGAUUCGUCCGUCAAGAAGCGCAAGGCCGAAGAAGAUGCCUCUGAUUCCGAAUAUGCGUCUGAUCCCGAGGACGACGGCGAAGAUGGCGAGAUGGAGGUCGAGAAUGAGGCCGGAGAAAGCGAUAACAGCAGCGCGGAGGACCUACCGGAAUGGGGUGUCGACAGCUUUGAUGGUUCGGAGUACGAAUCUCCUAACGACGAUGAGGAGUAUUUCUCCGAUGAGGAGACUGAUCUCAAAUUGCGUCGAUAUCUUCGCCAGAUUUACGAGUCCAGGGGUUUCAAGGUGGAUUUUGGAAGUGCUCCAAGAUGUGUAGGGGGAUAUUUUCCCGUUGUACUCGAUUCCGAGAUCUUACCUGGCCAAACUGCCCGCCAGUACAUGGAAAAGAUGGUCGCUGCUGCUCUUGAGAAGUACAACCGGAUAGAGGGAACUAGUGUUGAAUGCGAUCACAUUGUGAGGGCGGUUACUAGAUCGACUAUUGGUACCGUGUCGUACAUUACGUUUAUGGCUAAGGAGAAGCCUGGUGAUAAAGAGCUUGUAGAAUACCAAGCUAAAACCCUGUAUAGGGUGUGGUUGGAGAUGCUCUAUCCCAUCUUUUGCAGAAAAGCUUCUGAAGCGAAAGAUGUGAGCAAGGUAUCGAGAGGAAUAGCGAAAACCACAGACGGAGUCAGGCGAAACAAGAUUCGGUAUUGCUUUUUGAUUUGAUCCUAUGACAUUGGGUUUUGGUGAUCCGAUUUAUUCCAGGUUGGAUGAUGAUGAUGAUCGUGUUAGCCAGAUUGCCAUGAGCUUUGCUAGGAUCAAGUCUGUAGUGGAUUAAGUAAAUUAUGGGUUAUGUGUAAGACAUCCUUUAUUGCUAUCCAAAAAUUGUGAGAACUUAUUUUGUUGAUCUUUCUGGUCAUUAUCUAAUCUUAUGCAAAGAAGAACUCGAACUUUCUGAUGUCUAUUUCAGAGUAAAAGAAAGACCUCUACUCUUUUAUCU